AUCAGCCGUGAAGUCUGCCCGCGACGUCGCGCAACGCCGAGAAAAUCUGUUGUAUUAUACACUCGACACCGUACACAUCCCGCCGCCAUAGCAGCAGCUCAUCGCAAUCGAUCGCAAGCUGUGCGCUAACUUCCGUCGGCUUCGUUGUAAAAACGCUGCCGGCACCGCGAGAGCUGCGUUGUGAAAAAAAGCUGCCGUUCCCCGCCGCUGUCAGGCCGUGUCGCGCGAAACCUGUGAAAGAGGCCGAUGACCCUUGCAUCAAGCAGGCGAUACUUUCACUAGUACAUAACGCGCGCUUUGCGAAAAGUCGGCUGAAAAAAGGGGCUGCAUCAGCUUGGCAUAACGAAAAUACGCGCAUAACGCGAUUCGCCGGAUGCGUUUUCAAGAGCGGCGCAGCAGCUUUAUAUUCUCCUCCGAUCGAUCGAUCUCAGGCGGCUGAGAAAAAAGGCGAAAGCAGCGACCAAUGUUUCUAGCCGAGCGGCCACGCGACGGCAGGGGGGAAGCCCGCGUUCCGCCGAGUCAAUAUAAAGCCGCAGCCUCCAUUCUCGACCAAGUCAUUUCGCGAGAAAGUGAUGAGCAUUAACGAGCACUCCUGAAGCAUGGGACUGCGCGAGGUAAGCUCCCGUCGAGGCACAGGCCCAUCGACGUCUCGUCCGUCCACGUACUCAUUCGCUCGUUCGCAGAUUUCCAUCGCCCUGCUGGGCCUGGCCCUGGCGACGCUCGGCUCCCCCGGCGACUCGGACUACCCCCGGUUCGGCAUCCGCAGCUCCUGGCUCGGCAGCCAGCCCUUCGACAGCCUGAAGAAGGUCCCCACCGAGGACAAGGCCCCGAGGAAGAAGCCCGUGCCGGCGUUCUACGGCCUGCCGGGGGACCCGAAGAUCAAGGAGAUCCUCCUCGGGUCCGGGCCGCCCUACUGCCAGGAGAUCAGCCCCAAGGACAGCCGGGCCGGGACCAGCGCCGGCAGCGAGGCCGGAGUCCAGGAGAAGCAGAUGCGCUGCUACAGGUGCAAGGACCCGAAGAACGACUCGACCUACGAGCGCUGCUCCUACGGCUCCCAGCCGCCAAGUGAGAGCCCCAGGGCCGAGAAGGGCAGCCCGGACAGCCUCGGCGCCGGCUCCCACCCGGCCAAGUCCAGCCGCAAGGCCCGGGAGGACUCGGCGGAGAAGCUGCCCGAGGCGUACCGCUUCAGCGAGGACUACUUCCAGCCCGAGGCCUCGCACGAGAAGAACGCGAAGAACCUGGACAACUGCGAGCGCCUGGUCAAGGACUCGAUGGUCUGCAUGGUCUGCGAGGAUCCCAAGACCAGCGGCAAGUACGAGCAGUGCUCCUACGUGGCCCAGCCGAACGAGAAGGCCUACGCCUACUCCAAGUCCAGCUCGUUCGGCGGCGCCAAGCCCCGGGAGGAGGCGCAGAAGCGGCCCCGCAAGCGCGACAAGCAGGACGAGAAGGCGGAGGAGGAGGAGGAGGAGGAGGAGGAGGACCAGGGGGAACACAACUGGGCCGGCGGCGACGACAACCGCUACCCGAGCAGCUACGACAGCUACGAGGCCGAGGAGGAAGAGGCGGCCACGCAGAGCGCCAACAGCGAGUCCAACUGCGAGACGCUGCAGAAGGACGGCCAGUCCUGCACCGUCUGCACGAACCCCAAGACCGGCGGCAAGUCCGAGCAGUGCGCCUACUCGCACGAGCCCAAGGACAAGGUCUACAAGUACAGCAAGUCCAAGAGCUUCGGCUACCCGGAGUCUGCUCAGAAGGCUGAGGAGGAGGCGGAGGAGGAGCGCCGCGACAGCAGCUACGAGGCCGAGCCCUCCAGCCUCGACUACAUCCGCUCGGAGAGCGAAAAGAUCUCGAAGCAGGUCAGGGCCCAGGGCGACUGCCGGAAGGUCAAGCGCGACGAGGAGCUCUGCACGAUCUGCAAGGACCCCAAGACCGGCGGCGAGAACGAGCAGUGCAGCUACUCGUACGAGCCCGAGGACGAGCUCUUGGCCUACACCAAGUCCAAGUCGACGAGCGACGACGAGUACGCCGGCAGCGGCGAGGAGCGGCCCGAGGAGAGCUCGUACUCGCCGACCCUCGACUACAUCCCCAAGAGCAGCGUCUACGCGAGCCGCAGACCGCAGGUAGCUAGUAUAGCAGUAGGCCGGCGUCCAACUAGUUCAUAUAGUUAUAUAGUUCGCGGUAGUUUAGUUGAGUUUUAUACGAUGCUAAACGCGAGGGAGGUAUCGCAGGCCGAGGAGAAGCAGAAGAAGAGGCAGAAGAAGAAGCAGGAGAAGAAGCAGGAGAAGAAGCAGGAGAAGCCGGACCGGGUGGACAACGGCUUCUACGACGCGACUCUGCGCCGCGCCGAGAUCGAGAAGAUCGUCAAGGACAUCGGCUCGGAGGAGGACCGGAGCAAGUGCAAGAGGAUGUACCGGAACGGCAUGACCUGCUACAGCUGCGCCGACGAGCGGGGCUUCGUCAACGAGGAGUGCGCCUUCGUCAACGAGCCCGAGUCCAGGAGCAUCGGCAGCACGAGCAAGCGCAAGACCCGGGCGACCGCCGACGAGGCCGAGCCCUACGACUACGUGCCCGAGACCCGGCCCCUCUACGACAAGCUACUCGGCGUCAGCCUGCCGGCCUACAUGAUCACCAAGUCCGCGCAGGAGGCCGAGUUCGACGAGUACGUCGAGAAGGCCAAGUUCUAAAAGUCUGACGAUAACUAAUAAUAUAAGACGCAUAUACAUGUAUAAGCUUAUAGCGGAGCGAGAGAAAACCUGGCGAAAUAAACACAGGAAGAGAA
Messenger RNA from Nasonia vitripennis (jewel wasp), 2779 nucleotides. RefSeq names its product ABC transporter F family member 4. The record is from RefSeq and is a predicted model, not a curated record. Lineage: Eukaryota; Metazoa; Arthropoda; Insecta; Hymenoptera; Pteromalidae.